Molecule: messenger RNA, 1543 nt
Organism: Psylliodes chrysocephalus
Lineage: Eukaryota; Metazoa; Arthropoda; Insecta; Coleoptera; Chrysomelidae
Source: the annotation of a GenBank genome assembly
CUUCACAUUAUUAUACUUUAACCUCACUUUGUCAAUUUAUUUUUAUGUUUUAAAUGUUUGUAGGUAUGCUAAUGAACUUGACUGAAAAUAAAUGGCUCCAACUAAAAAUACUCUUCAAAGCAGGUUAAAUAAUCCCGGGAUGUCUAGCGUAAUAAAAAAAUUUUUUUCAAAAGAUUUUUUAAAGAAACUUAUUUUUGAUCCUCAUUUUUUAUGGCCAACAUGCCUAAUUCUGCUAUUGGUAGAAUUUGUACUCAAUAUAUUCAUUAUUCAGAAGGUGAAAUACACAGAAAUCGACUGGAUUGCUUAUAUGCAAGAAGUUGAGGGAUUUUUAAAUGGAACAUUAGACUACAAAGAGUUAAAAGGUGACACAGGACCGUUGGUGUAUCCGGCUGGAUUUGUAUAUAUUUAUGCAAUUUUUUACUAUGUUACUUCACAAGGAAAGAACAUAUACUUAGCACAGUAUAUCUUUUUGUUUUUAUAUAUGAUACAAACAUAUUUAGUACAAAGAAUAAUCAGAAAGACUAUGAAGAUUCCACCCUAUGCUUUAGUUAUUGCUACUCUAACAUCUUAUAGGAUACAUUCGAUUUUUGUUUUAAGAUUAUUCAAUGAUCCUGUAGCUGUUUUACUCUUUUAUAUAAGUUUAAACUUGUUUAUUUCAAACAAAUGGUUGUUAGGAAGUAUUUUUUAUUCUCUUGCUGUUUCUGUGAAAAUGAAUAUAUUACUGUAUGCACCAUGUCUUCUUUUAGCCUAUUUAACAAACUUAAGUUACUUGGAAACCUUUAUUAACUUAUUUAUUUGUGGGGUAAUACAGUUAAUUCUUGGACUUCCUUUCUUAUAUGGCAACUUUGUGUCUUAUUUAAAAGGUAGCUUUGAUUUAGGACGAGUGUUUGAACAUAAAUGGACAGUCAACUUUCGUUUCCUACCUAGAGACAUUUUCGAAGAUAAAAUAUUUCAUUUAAUCCUUCUUGCAUUACACAUCUUACUGUUACUGGUAUUUUUGCCACAUUUAAAAAAAUAUUUAAGUAGUUAUGCCAAAUUAAAUGUAGUAACUUAUCAAUUAAGACUGCAAUUAGACAAAGAAAAGAAAAAGACUGAGAAAAAACUUAAAGAAGAGGAAAAGAAGUUGAGUAAAAGCCAAAAGAAUUUCUUGGAAUCAUUUGAGAAGCAAUUAAAAGGUAGUGGGCAAUCAAAAGUACAAGAAGAACCGUCCAAAAUUGAUGACAAACUGUCUAAAAUUAUUCAAUUAUUUAUAUUGCCAUUUUUUGUGACAAAUCUUAUAGGCAUAGCCUGUGCUAGGUCAUUGCAUUAUCAAUUUUACAGUUGGUAUUUUCAUAGUCUUUUAUAUCUGGUGUUUUGUACUGAAUACCGAAGCCCUUUGAAAUUUUUAUUGUUAGGUUUGAUAGAAUAUUGUUGGAAUGUCUAUCCUAGUACCAAUUUUUCAAGUGCUCUGUUACAUUGUUGCCAUGUUGUUUUAUUGGUUGGUCUUUAUAGAAACAUGAGAAAAUGAUAUUUACAAUUAUUGUUAAAUAAAGUAAAUUUUAGA